This is a messenger RNA of Photinus pyralis (common eastern firefly), 4718 nucleotides long. RefSeq names its product ubiquitin carboxyl-terminal hydrolase 36 (gene scny). The record is from RefSeq and is a predicted model, not a curated record. Gene Ontology annotation, cellular component: cytosol; nucleus. The coding region runs from base 206 to 2419 and encodes 737 amino acids. Gene Ontology annotation, biological process: protein deubiquitination; regulation of apoptotic process. The transcript is spliced from 7 exons. Gene Ontology annotation, molecular function: cysteine-type deubiquitinase activity; cysteine-type endopeptidase activity. Lineage: Eukaryota; Metazoa; Arthropoda; Insecta; Coleoptera; Lampyridae.
GAAAAUAUUGCUUGUGAUUUGUGAAUUAUUAUUGAGUGGAGAAAGUACUGUUUUGCUGUCUAAAAAUAGGUAUCAUGUUUAUCGUCGAAAUCCGGAAUAAAUAGACGAAAUAGUUGAAAAAGGAGCGAAAGAAUACGUGUAGAGAUUAUGAGCGGGUAGUUACUUGUAAUUAGCGCGAAUAUAAAGAGCCUGCUCGCAAUACGAAAUGCCGGCAUCCACUUUGGACCCCGUGAAUGCGGCGCUCCGCACGGCGCUAUCGAAAAGCGCGUGCAGUAGCACUCUGGAUUCACAACUGGCGGGAUCAACCAAAAAGGCACUGCUGUCUAAUAUCGAAUUUGAAGCUGCCGGCAGUUACCAAAGCUGCGUCUUGGAUAAGCUCAAGUCGAAGUACAUUGUGCUGAAAGCGUCCGAAACAACUGAGAACAGUACAAAAAGUAAAAAGUCUGAAACGGUCCCCGCUGACGACGGGUUUGUUCUGGCGAAACAGGAGCUGUAUCCUUUAAAAUCGGUGCAGCUAGGAUGGAACAAUGCUGAUUGGUCCGUAGGCGCUGGUAUGGUAAACAUGGGCAAUACCUGUUAUCUCAACUCGAUAUUACAAGCUCUUUUUCACGUGCCCGCGCUAGUUAAUUGGCUCAUAUCCGAAAAGCAGCAUUCGACAGAGUGCGAGGAUACAGGUGGGAGUAUAUGCAUAAUAUGUGCGAUGCGCAAAACCUUGCAAGAUUCCCAACAACGCAAUAUUAAUACAAUCCGUCCUUAUUUAAUUUACAACAAGUUGAGGAUAUUAUGCCGACAUCUAAUACCGGGCAGACAGGAGGACGCGCACGAGUUCUUGAGAUAUUUAGUCGAAGCAAUGGAGAAGGCGUAUUUAAGCCGUUUUAAAAAUAGUUCCGAGUUUGACUCGCGAACCAAAGAGACUACACCGUUAAAUCAAAUUUUGGGUGGUUAUUUGAGAUCGGCCGUUAGGUGUUUGGAGUGUGGGAAUGUUAGUACAACGUUUCAGCACUUUCAGGAUGUUUUACUAGACAUAAGGAAGGCGCAGACUCUCGAUGAGGCGCUAGAACUGUAUUUUUCGCGAGAGAAACUCGACGACGAUUCGUAUCACUGCGAGUCGUGUCAAAAAAAGGUACCCGCGUGGAAGCAGUUUUCCCUGGAAAGGGCGCCUAUGGUUUUGUGUAUACAACUCAAGCGGUUCUCGAUUAAUAGCAAAAUAUCGAAGCAAGUGCAUUUUCGGCAAAGGCUCGACAUGACGAAGUAUGUCCGGAGACGACCGACUGGACCUUUGAUCUAUAAGCUCGUCGCUCUCGUUACUCAUAUGGGAAUUAGUGUUAAUUGUGGCCAUUAUACGGCCAUUGCUCAAGGUCCUUCGGGGAAUUUUUACCAAUUUGACGAUAGCAUAGUUAAACCAAUUUCCAACCAGGCUGUGUUCGGCACAAGCGCCUACAUCAUGCUUUACGAGCUCGAAAAUUCGCCAUUUUCGCCCAAAAAUAGCAAGUUGUUGUCGCCAAUUAGUACAAUUACUCAAACACAAGAGGAAGUGACGACUACAUCUUCCAACGGGAACCUUAAGGUUUACGGACCUGUGCUUCCACCCAACAAAUUUCAAAAACAGGUAACAACAGCUCAAAAUGGAGUUACAUCUACACUGAACGGAAAUAGUGAGCAACCAGAAAAGAGCCCUCAAACGCAUUCACCAAAAACGGAUAAGGAAAAUAAACCACUGGCUUCGAGUUCCGCAAGUUCACCAAAUGUAAAAAUCACAGGCAACGAAAAUAAAUGCCCUAAAGCUCCAUUAGCUUUGAAAACGGACGGCAAUAAUUUAAAACUGGCCGUGUCAUCUCCGAAUGUAACCAGCACGACCGGCGAAUCAUGUCGAAGUCCGGAAAAGUCAGUAACGAAGACAAAGCUAGUCCCAUACGACAUGGACGAUUCGUCAAACAACUCCGAAGAGUCCCACCCUAACACCUCAAAAGUGCCCUCGGUUAACUCGCCCGAUUGGAAGGUGUCGUCAUCGAAUGACGGCGCACCCGAACCGUCGACCGAAGGCAACACCUGGGAUAAGAAAGUGUCCAACACCGUUAACGAGCUCUACCAAAUGUCGCACAACGGUUACGGAUUUCCGGUCAAAACGUGGAACGGAACACGGUCACAUCUGGACAAGGAGGUCGGUAACGAACGAAGGGAGGCGCGAAAGAGAAGCAUGGCCGAAUCGGAACCCUGUCGCACUAAACAUCUCAAACUCAAUUCAAAUAAUACUCACAACGGAAAUUAUAACCCCCUGCAGGAAUAUCACAAUUCGAAAAAUUGGACUCUAGGUAACGGACGUUAUAGGACGUUUUACAAUUUACACAAAAGACAUCGGAACGACCAUCGCAUGUAUCAUCACAAAAAUUUCCAUAAAAAUCAUCGUUUUCGCCGUUGAGGACGUAAUUUUAGUCUAUUGUAAAGAUGUAUAAAGGGGAAAUAAGUACUAAUAGUGAAAACUCGUGAAGAAGUUAGAUUUAACUUUGUAUAGAUUAUUUAUUUUAUUCGUUUUGACUUCCUUUUUUAGUAUCGCAUUUUGCGUAUACUAAAAACUUUUAAUAUUACUUUAUUUUAAGCGUACGUGACUAGGUCACAAAGAAAGGAUGUAGCAAAGGCCCAUUGUUUAACUGAUUUUUUCUUGCUGUGUUGUUUCGAAAACGGCCUACCUACUCUUGUCUGUAUCUCAGUUGGAAUUUUGUUAGUUCUAAUCAAUUCUUGUUAAGGAAAUUGCGUGUGUUACGGGAUUUGUUUAUUUUUUUACUAAGCUAUGCAAAAUUAAGUAAUAUUAAUUGGGUGGUAGUUCUUUGCAUCUACACGAAAAUAGACCAUUUCAAAUUCGUGACGUUGUUUUUGAUAUCUCAAAGAAAUGUGUGAUAGGUGUGAACUUUAAAAGGAUUUCGAAUAAUGAAUAAAUGUUCACUUUUUACACUCCGCUUUCAUAGCUGACGUAAAUGUUUCGUACAAUUCAUUAUUAGGAAUUUCUGUGUUAUGUAAAUAUUUCGUAUGUGUAAUAUCAUGAUUAUGUAUUAUAGGUUAUCUAAGUGAUCCCAUCCAUGCUACACUUUUCUAAGUAUUAGAUUUUAAAUGUGUUCUAUAAUUUCAUAUUUGUAUCGUUCAUUAAUUGAUGUACUUUUACGUAGAUAGAUAUCUUUGGAAGGACAGUGUGGUAUUUAUGUUUUCCUUGCAUUUACUAUUCGAUAAUUUUUAUUAUAUAUAUUUUUUACUCUAUUCAGUGUUAUAAUUUGUACAGAACAAAGUCUGAUAGUAAUUACAUGUACAAAUUGCAAGCUUGAAUAAAAUAUAUCUCCAAUUUUAAGGGCAACCCAAAUAAAACUUGCAAAUCAAUGUAUCCUUGUAUAACAAAAUGACAAAUGUUUAUAGAUAAUCUAGCUAUGAUGAAUUUAUCAAACAAUUGGUACGUUCAUAACACUGUUACGUCUCUUGUAAUUAUAGGUGAUUGACUAAAUAUGAGCCAACAACGACAUGGUUUUGUGAGAGGCUUGGUAACCAAGGAAAAAUGUCUGGUAUGGUGGAGAGACAUCCUGAAAACCCUUGAAUGUCAUGAAGACGGUGGCCACCCAAGGGAAUAGUGUUAGCAAUACAGAAUACAACGACCAAGUCAAUUGCUGGAAGUAAGACUUCACAGGCUAGCCAAGCAAGAGAAGAAAGGCUAUGUUGGAAGUCAAACGGAGAUUAGCUGACUGAGGAAUAGAAAUGGACGCCAAAAAGCCAAGCUUGCUCGAAUUUGAAACAAGAAAGGCCGAGCAAGAAAUCCUGGUGGACUUGGAAGUGGCCAUCAGAGGGGUAAAAAAUGAGUUCUUUAUCAUCUCGAAGGAGUGAAGGCUGUAUGGGAUUUGUGCAUCGGCAUCCCUUACCAUUGUAUCAAGAUCAAGACAUUGCUGGAUUGUUAUGACCACAUUUGCAGCAAGUGAAUAGCACAAAUGCGUGCGGAGCAGAUCAUGGAGUUGACUAGGGACGUUGGGAAACAUCAGGUUUUGCUUUGGCGUGAUGAAAACGGUCGCCUUCCUGAAAGCAGAGAGCAAGCUUUGAGACGUCUCAAUCACUCAAAGUGGAUUAGGACAAGAUGAGGCCACAAAGAAUCAUGGAGCGAGUUUCAAUGACAAUUUUCUCACAGGUCCUUAUGUGUGGAGUCCCUUCCAGGGAUUUUGAUAUCAAAGAGAUGUUCCACCAGGUUCUCAUUCGAGACGAAGACGGAGAUGCGCCCAGGUUCCUCUGGACAUAAGACAAAUUGCAGCCUGUUGAGGAGCAGCAGAUGAAAAUGAUGAUAUAUUUCAUGUCAGUGUUGGACCCUCUUGGCUUUGUGGGGCAGUUCAUGAUGAAGGGAAAAAUGCUGCUUCAGGGGGCGUGGUAGAAAGGAGUUCGAUGGGAUGAAUUACCUAUGCCUUAAAGAGAAAUGAUCAAAUAUCUUUACCGCGAUGGUGGAUCUCAACCUGGAAACUGAUGACAUACAUCAACUACACCUGUUCACAGACCCCAACGAACCAGCAUUUGAUGCUGUUGAAUUCUUUACGUGUAUAAGCGGAAGGAUCUGUUCAUGCACUAAAACAACGCUCUCAAUACCAUGCUUGGAGCUUCAAGGGUCGUAGUGGUGAGUCUUUCGGGCAUCAAUAAAUAAAAUUCAAGAUAAAGUUUCUUUACAACUUGGUUAAUAUAACAAUAUAGAUUUUAAUGCAUUA